Molecule: messenger RNA, 1750 nt
Organism: Colletotrichum destructivum
Lineage: Eukaryota; Fungi; Ascomycota; Sordariomycetes; Glomerellales; Glomerellaceae
Product: Putative CRAL-TRIO lipid binding domain, CRAL/TRIO domain, CRAL/TRIO domain superfamily
Exons: 4
Coding region: 259-1287 (342 amino acids)
Source: RefSeq, a predicted model, not a curated record
UAGAGAUCUUCCUUCUCGUUGUCCCCACAGCCCAGCUUCUUUCUCCUUAAACACAUCUACCUGCAAUCCGCCUUUCUCUCAACGAGCAACAACUGAUCCUGUGCUCGAUCAACCGUUGUUUUCGUCUUAAAUCCCACUACCUCUUCCAUUUCGCCUCUCUUUGUGCAUUCUUCCAAAAUCCCUCGUCAUUCCCAUUCUUGCUCUCCUACACCGAUCCCUCUUCACACGUAAACCGAAGACCCUUAGACGAGCCCCACCAUGUCCCAGCAGGAACUCGACCCGAAGUACGACCAGUUCGACUUCCCGACCGUUGCCGCGACGGCCGCAAAUGGUCACCCUGGCCACCUGACGCCCGAGCAGAAGGCCCAGGUCGCCCAGUUGCGCCUGAUGCUGGAGUCUGAUGGCUACAGCAAGCGUCUUGAUACCCUGACUCUGCUUCGUUUCCUUCGCGCUCGCAAGUUCGAUGUCAACCUGGCCAAGCAGAUGUUUGUCGACUUCGAGGAAUGGCGGAAAACUACCAAGCUUGACGACACCGUGCCGACCUGGGAGUACCCCGAGAAGGAGGAGGUCUUCAAGUUCUACCCUCAGUACUACCACAAGACCGAUAAGGAUGGCCGUCCCGUCUACAUCGAGCAGCUUGGCGGCAUCGACCUGACCGCCAUGUACAAGAUUACGACCGCCGAGCGCAUGUUGACCAACCUGGCUGUCGAGUACGAGAAGUGCGCGGAUCCCCGUUUCCCCGCCUGUUCCCGCAAGUACAACCACCUCGUCGAGACGUGCUGCACCAUCAUGGACCUCAAGGGCGUCACCAUCACUCGCGUGCCCCAGGUCUACAGCUACGUCAAGCAGGCCUCCGUCAUCUCCCAGAACUACUACCCUGAGCGCCUCGGCAAGCUCUACAUGAUCAACGCCCCCUGGGGUUUCUCUACUGUCUGGAGCGUUGUUAAGGGCUGGCUCGACCCCGUUACCGUUCAGAAGAUUAACAUCCUCGGCUCGGGCUACCAGAAGGAGCUCCUCAACCAAAUCCCCGCUGAGAACCUGCCCAAGUCUUUGGGAGGCAAGUGUGAGUGCCAAGGCGGCUGCCAUCUUAGCGACGCCGGCCCGUGGCACGAGCAGGAAUGGACUAAGGAACCUUGGUGGGCGAAGCCCGAGGCCAAGGCCCCUGUCACCAACGUCAUUGAGAACCAGGGUGGCGAGACUGUCACUGCUCCCGCUGGUGGUGCCGCUCCCGCUCCCGCUGCCGCCGCCGAUGUUGCCGCGGACGCCAAGGCCCCUGCUGCGGCAUGAGCGCUUUCUCCGGAAGGCUUGCGUGCGUUGAAUCCGAGGACGUGAUUGUCAUUUGAGUUGCGCUGCUGGAUGGGCAGCUAGAGAGAAAGGCGUUGGCAGAUUUGUUGUUGCAUCUGGGGUGAGGCAGGAAUAGGCGUGAAGCCGGGGGUGGUUUAAAAACAAGAGCUUCUUUUUGUAGAAUCGCUCAUACAUGCGGUGGUCCUGGCAACAUUUGCUGCUUUCCAUUAUACAUACUUUCGCUUUGGCUGUUGGAUCGUUCGUAAUAGAAUAGUUCAUCAUGACUGACCGGCGACUCUCGUCGCAAUUGAAGUGUGACACAGGCUACAUCAUCCGGUUUGAUUCAUCUUUACAAGUAGUUGCAUGGGCUGACAACCCUUUUCUAACCCCUAUGUGAAUUGUGGUAUAAAAGCCCCCAAAACGCCGAAACUCCCAGACAUUACGGCCCCUCUCCAUGUGAAUAUGC